Messenger RNA from Fusarium coffeatum, 438 nucleotides. RefSeq lists its product as uncharacterized. Gene Ontology annotation, biological process: endoplasmic reticulum to Golgi vesicle-mediated transport. Bases 1 to 438 code for a protein of 145 amino acids. The transcript has 3 exons. The record is from RefSeq and is a predicted model, not a curated record. Lineage: Eukaryota; Fungi; Ascomycota; Sordariomycetes; Hypocreales; Nectriaceae. Gene Ontology annotation, cellular component: TRAPP complex.
AUGGUUGUUUACUCAUUCCACAUCUUCGACCGACACACUGAGUGCGUCUACUCCAAGUCCUGGCUCCCAUCGUCUGCAGGCUCCGAAACCGCCGCACCCACAACAUCUGCCGACGACGCAAAGCUCCUCUUCGGAACUGUCUUCUCCCUACGCAACAUGGUCCGCAAACUCGGCGGUGACGACGACGCAUUCAUCAGCUACCGUACAGCACAAUACAAGCUUCACUUCUACGAGACGCCUGCCAACUUGAGAUUCGUUAUCUUGACCGAUACAGCGACGUUGAGCAUGCGCAACGUACUGCAUCAAAUUUACAUAAACCUAUGGGUUGAAUACGUGGUCAAGAAUCCCUUGGCACCUGUGGAACACAAGAAGGGCGAAGGCGUCAAGAAUGAGCUUUUUGAACUCGGCCUCGAUCAGUUUAUCAGAGGCUUGAUGUGA